This is a messenger RNA of Solea senegalensis (Senegalese sole), 2308 nucleotides long. RefSeq names its product transcriptional adaptor 3 (NGG1 homolog, yeast)-like (gene tada3l). Gene Ontology annotation, cellular component: SAGA complex. The coding region runs from base 176 to 1531 and encodes 451 amino acids. The record is from RefSeq and is a predicted model, not a curated record. NCBI's taxonomy places the organism in Eukaryota, Metazoa, Chordata, Actinopteri, Pleuronectiformes, Soleidae. Gene Ontology annotation, biological process: regulation of transcription by RNA polymerase II. Gene Ontology annotation, molecular function: transcription coactivator activity. The transcript has 9 exons.
AAUUUUAUGUUGUCAUUUGUUAUUUAGUUAUCCGAUUUCUUACCGUGUGGAUAAUAGGGUUAAUUGUACUUCACGUUAUUGCACACCCCUUCUCUCGUCACAAUGGUUUUUUCCAUCAUGGCCGCCACGCACUGACGUUCGUCCAGGUAGAGCCAGUUCUCAGUCUCACAGCAUCAUGAGUGAGCUGAAGGACUGUCCCCCGCUCAAAUACUAUGACUUCAAGCCCGUCGAACAUGUCAAAGUGUGCCCGCGCUACACUGCUGUGCUGGGCCGCUCAGAGGAUGAUGGCAUCGGCAUCGAGGAGCUGGACACGCUGCAGCUGGAGCUGGAGACACUGCUGUCCUCUGCCAGCCGCCGUCUCCGAGCCCUAGAGGAGCAGAGACAGAUCCUUACAGACUGGCAGGACAAGAAGGGAGAUAAACGCUUUCUGAAGAUGGGGAAAGACCCGGAUCCUGCUGCCACAUCUCGCCACAAACCAAAGAAACCAAAGUUGGAUGGUAAAGGCAGUCAUGGACCAAGUCCAGGCCCUGGCAGACCCAAAUCCAAAAACCUGCAGGCUAAAGUCCAAGAAUAUGAGUUUACAGACGACCCACAAGACAUUCCCCGCACUCCUAAAAAUGAUGCUCCAAACAGAUUCUGGGCAUCAGUUGAGCCAUAUUGUGCAGAUAUAACAAAUGAAGAAGUACGAUUGCUAGAGGAGCUUCUGAAACCCCCGGAUGAUGAAGCUGAGUAUUUCAAAAUUCCAGCACUGGGUAAACAUUACUCUCAGCGAUGGGCUCAAGAGGAUCUUUUAGAGGAGCAGAGAGAAGGAGCGCGAGCCAGUGACAAGAAGAAGAGCCUCAUGGGAGGACCGCUAUCUGAGCUGGAUGCUAAAGUACCUCAGGCAUCACUCUUCAAAAAAGCCUGGCCUUUCACUUUACCACCGUUUCCUAUAGAUGUGGACUCACUGCUGAAAAAGUCUGAGUCUCAGAAUGAAUCCCCAGAGGACGGCUGUCCCUUUGGUCCUCUCACACAACGUCUGCUCCAGGCUCUUGUAGAGGAGAACAUUAUUUCUCCCAUGGAGGAUUCUCCUAUACCAGACAUUGCAGGCAGAGAUGCUAACGAUGGUGCUGGAACGUCUCCUCGAAGCCAAGGAAAAGCCUUUAGUGUUCCUCACACGCGUUCUCUGGAGGCACGGAUCAAAGAGGAGCUGGUCGCCCAGGGUCUGCUGGAUUCUGAGGAGAGACCAGGACCAGGAGGAGACUCGGAAGACGAGGUCCUGGCAGAAUUACAGAAGCGACAAGCUGAACUCAAAGCCUUGAGUGCUCACAACAGAGCUCGCAAACAGGAGCUGCUCAGGUUGGCAAAAGAGGAGAUGCGUAAGCAGGAGCUGCGGCAGAGAGUCCGAGUGUCCGACAACGAGGUGAUGGAGGGAUUUCGCCGACUCAUGGCCGCCAGGCAGAAGAAGCGCACUCCAACCAAAAAGGAGAAGGACCAGGCGUGGAAAGCUCUGAAGGAGAGGGAAAGCAUCCUGAAGCUACUGGAUGGCUAGAGGGAGCAACAGUUUGUCUGUUUUUUUAAAUAUGUUGAAAAUAUAGAAAAUGUUUCCCAGACACAGACUAUGACAGAUUUGACAUGGUCAGUGAACAGCUGCAGACAGUUAACUGCAAGGGGACAUCAUUUGAGUAGAAUUGUCUCUGCAGUGUUUUGUUUUUUGUCACGUAAAAACUAAAAGCUAGUGAUCAGUGGUUAGUAACUUUUAAAGGAAUAGUUCAGGGGUUUUUAUAAGUGCUGUAUGAGGUAUUAACACAUUAAGACUUAAGUCUGCUGCCAUUUCAGUGAAAACAUGACUGCCAGCAGGGACACAAUGAAAAAGAAAUUUAAGCCACUUAACAAAGGGUUCACUUGCAAUUCACUCUUGCUUAAGUCUAUGAUAUCUUAAGACUAGGUUUCCUGCUUUUUCUCUGGGCUAGGCAACCGUUUUUUGACUGGAAACUGAAGUUCGGGUCACUUUGUAAACUGCCAACUCUUCCACACCAAAGUCUAUGGAGAAUAUCAACAAUUCAACAUCAGUCCACACUGGCGGUUUUCAAUCCACUGCUUCCUCCAUCAGUAAUUUUUAAUGUGUUAUCUUGUGACUUAGGUGUUUGUUCAAACUUAAUGAAUGGGCAGAAAGUGGACCAGCUGCUGCUGUGUCUUUAUAAACACAGAUUUUCUCAAUAGUGUUUAGUGUGCGGUAGUGAACAGUUUACAAACUUAUGUUUCCAGUGUAACAAUAAAAUAAAGCAGUAAACACUGAGAUAUCAAUAAACUCGGAUGUAUGCAAGCA